AUGGACACCUCAAAGUUUGACGUCCUAAUUAUUGGUGCAGGCCCCGCAGGGCUGAUGGCCGGUACUUGGAUGGCACAGACUGGAGUGAAAGCAAUGAUAAUUGAUCAAAAGUCAUGUAGGACUCAGACUGGUCAUGCAGAUGGAAUAGAAAGCCGGACAUUGGAGAUACUCGACAGUUUCGGUAUAGGUGAAUAUGUCUGGAAGAAAGCUAACCGCACAGUUGAACUGUCCCUAUGGAACGAGACCAGAGAUAAGAAGAUCGAAAGAGAGGGCCUUUUGACCAACUGCAACCCUGGGCUCUCUCGGUAUCAGGAAUCCACCCUGGGGCAAGGCGAAAUCGAGCAGCACUUUUUGGACUUUAUCCAGUCUCAUGAGUGUGUUGAAGUCGAGUGGAACACCUUCCCUAUAGAUUUGAACAUUUCGCAGAGGGAUUCAUCUCAUCCUGUGGAACUCAGAAUCCAAACGAAGAUAUCAGAUUCGAAGUUCACUGAGAGGACGAUUAACGCGAAGUAUCUUGUCGGUUGCGAUGGGGCGCACAGUUGGGUCCGGAUGCAUCUAGGGCUCACGCAAGAGGGAGAUCGCAUGAACGAGAAUUGGGGAGUGUUCGAUUCGAUCCCUCUCACUGACUUCCCCGACAUCCGCAAACGAUGCAUUGUCAAGACGGAGGCUGGUCAUCUAAUGGUGAUUCCUCGAGAGAGGAGACUGGUCAGAUGCUAUGUUCAGCUGCCACCAGGCAUUGCUGCAGGUUCCAAUAUGAACUAUAAUCCAGAAAUCCUGGUGAAACUUGUUCAGAAGAUCCUGUACCCGUAUAGGUUCGAUGCCUCUCAAAUUGAAUGGUCAACUAUAUACACUGUUGGUCAGCGUGUGUGCCAGACUCUCUCAAUGUAUAAUCGGAUUUUUAUUGCCGGCGAUGCAGUACAUACACAUUCGCCCAAGGCAGGCCAGGGAAUGAAUGUCAGCAUCCAAGAUACGUAUAAUCUGGGCUGGAAAUUGGCCUCGGUUAUCAAGGGAAAGGCCCACCCUAGGAUUUUGCGCACAUACCAGGAAGAACGCCUCACUAUUGCAAUGCGGCUCAUCGCGUUUGACAAGCGGAUGGUCGAGGGAGUUUGUUUGAAAGACAAAUUUAACGACCAGGACACAUCGUCUAGACUCAGAUCGCUCAAAGCUACACUUCGAGAGGAGAAUACGUCAGCAUCGGGCUUGUCUGCCUGUUAUCGACCUAGCAUUCUUGUCACGCCAGCGUGGGAUUGCAGGUCACCAUCAAACCGCAGAAUAUCGAGCCCUUUACUGCCCCAUAGCCGGGCCGAGCUUGCUGCAGGUCUCGCUCUCGGAGUCAGAUUCCCCAGCGCGCAGGUUUUGUGUCAGAGUGACUCUCGGCCAUGGCACUUACAACAACUUUUCCAAAGCACUGGGCAAUGGAAUCUAGUUAUAUUCGGUGGAGAUAUCACUAACAGCGCUCAGAUGGAUCGUGUGCAGAACUUGGGAAAAGCGCUUUCGCGAGAUGGUUCUGUGAUUCACAGGAUUAACCAAGAAGGUGAUGGUUUGGUAGGGAAAGUUGCAGCAUACUUGAUUCACAGCUCAUCAAGGAGUAAGCUCGAAUGGACGAGCUUGCCGGAGGCCUUCAGACCAUUCGACAAUACCACUGGAUAUGACUACUGGAAAGUCUUCGCAGAUAACCAGCCACAUUGCGAGGGACGCGGGCGCGCUUAUCGGUUCUAUGGUAUUAGUGCCAAAGGCUGUCUGGUGUUGUUACGUCCCGACCAACAUGUGGCCUUCAUUGCGUCCCUAGAGGACUUGGGUGGCGUUGAGAUGUUUCUGGCAAAUUUUGCCUCCGUCGCCGCAUACAAGGAGAGCAGAGCGUAA
Molecule: messenger RNA, 1863 nt
Organism: Penicillium alfredii
Lineage: Eukaryota; Fungi; Ascomycota; Eurotiomycetes; Eurotiales; Aspergillaceae
Product: putative FAD monooxygenase
Exons: 6
Coding region: 1-1863 (620 amino acids)
Molecular function (GO): FAD binding
Source: RefSeq, a predicted model, not a curated record